Messenger RNA from Camellia sinensis, 2876 nucleotides. It is a transcript of the gene MURE, whose product is annotated as ALBINO OR PALE-GREEN 13. Gene Ontology annotation, cellular component: cytoplasm. Gene Ontology annotation, biological process: cell division; biosynthetic process; regulation of cell shape. NCBI's taxonomy places the organism in Eukaryota, Viridiplantae, Streptophyta, Magnoliopsida, Ericales, Theaceae. The record is from RefSeq and is a predicted model, not a curated record. Gene Ontology annotation, molecular function: ATP binding; acid-amino acid ligase activity.
CCCUAUCCCUUGAACCUCCAAACCUUCGCUCUCACACUGCACUUCUUCUUCGUCUUCUUCAAUGGCACUCACCACUUUCCUCUCCAUCCCACCCUUCUCCCCAUCCCCACUCUCUCUCUCCUCUACCCACCCUCUCUCUCUAAAACCCCCUUUACCCCAUUUCAAACCCAUUUUCCCAUUUCUCUAUCUCCCCACCAAACCCCCUCUCAAAAACCCUUCUGCCAUCGGCCGUGACGGCAAGUUCUACCCUACCCCUUCCGACGAUGACCCUCCCGAAGCCCCCGAAGACUCUAUGCACGGCGUUUCCAAGUUCCAGCAAAUUCACCGCCAAGCCUCUCGUGCUCGAAAGCUCGAAGAAGAGCAAUUCAAGAAGGACCAAUCCACCUUUCUCAACGCAAUCGCCGAUGUCGAAGACGCUCCCGAUAAUCCCGAUUCAUCGAAUUUGGACGAUCCUGGGGAUGAUUUGUUCGGGGAAAUCGACAAGGCCAUUGCUAUGAAGCGGAAGGAGUUUGUUAAACAGGGGCUUUUGAAGCCGAACCCGAAGAAAAUGAAGGAUAUUUUGAUUCCGGAGAAGAUUGCUGAAGGAAUUGAAGAAUUGGAGCCUGAGGAAGUGGUUGAUUUGGAGGAAAUCGAUGAACUUCAGGGGCUUACUGUGAUUUCAGCUGAUUCUGAUGAAGAGGAGUCUGAAAAUUUGGAGAACGAGGUGAGUGAUGAUGAUAUGGGUAAUGGGGAAAUUUCUAAUCUUUCGUCGUUUGAUAUUGAUUUUGAUAGUUUUGCUAAAUCUAAGGCUAGAAUUGUUGAACCCAAGUUUAAGAUGACAUUAGCUGAGCUUUUAGAUGAGACUAAAGUGGUGCCCGUAUCGGUUUAUGGUAAUUUAGAGGUUGAGAUUAGUGGAAUUCAACAUGAUUCGAGAGUGGUUGACGCUGGUGAUUUGUUUGUAUGUUGUGUUGGGAGGAGAACUGAUGGCCAUUUGUAUCUAACUGAGGCUGACAAGAGAGGGGCAGUUGCUGUAGUUGCUAGUAAAGAAAUAGAUAUAGAGGAAACUUUGGGAUGUAAAGCAUUGGUUAUUGUCGAAGACACUAGUUCAGUCCUCCCUGCAUUGGCUGCUGCUUUUUAUCGAUACCCGUCCACAAAUAUGUCAGUGAUUGGAAUUACAGGGACUAAUGGGAAGACAACCACUUCGUAUUUGAUAAAAAGCAUAUAUGAAGCAAUGGGAUUGAGAACUGGGAUGUUGAGUACCGUGGCAUACUAUGUUCAUGGAGAUAAUGAAUUGGAGUCACCAAAUACGACUCCAGAUGCUGUUUUGGUUCAGAAGUUGAUGGCAAAGAUGGUGAAUAAUGGGACAGAAGCAGUUGUCAUGGAGGCUUCGUCUCAUGGAUUAGCACAAGGGAGGUGCAAUGAGGUUGAUUUUGAUAUUGCGGUUUUCACAAAUUUGACAAGGGACCAUAUGGAUUUUCAUGGGUCUGAAGAGGAUUAUAGGGAAGCCAAGGCCAAGCUGUUUUCAAGGAUGGUGGACCCAGCACAUCACCGGAAAAUUGUCAACAUUGAUGACCCAAAUGCAGCUUUCUUUAUUGCACAAGGGAACCCAGAUGUGCCUGUUGUGACAUUUGCAAUGGAGAAUAAGAAUGCUGAUGUUUAUUCUUUGAAAUUUGAACUCUCUCUGUUUGAGACACAGGUUUUGGUAAAUACACCCCAAGGAAUAUUGGAGAUUUCUUCAGGGUUGCUUGGCAGAAAUAAUAUAUACAACAUUCUUGCAGCUGUUGCAGUUGGAAUUGCAGUUGGAGCGCCUUUGGAAGACAUUGUUAGGGGGAUUGAAGAGGUUGAUUCAGUUCCUGGUAGGUGUGAGUUGAUAGAUGAAGAACAAGCAUUCGGGGUGAUUGUGGAUUAUGCUCAUACUCCUGAUGCCUUGUCUAGACUACUUGACUUUGUAAAGGAGCUUGGACCAAGGAGGAUUAUCACUGUUAUUGGUUGUGCUGGUGAGAGCGAUAGAGGAAAGAGACCCAUGAUGACGAAGAUUGCAACAGAUAAAAGUGAUGUGACUAUCUUGACAUCUGACAAUCCGAAGAAUGAAGAUCCUUUGGACAUAUUGGAUGACAUGUUGGCUGGUGUAGGAUGGACUAUGCAGGAGUAUUUGAAACAUGGAGAGAAUGAUUACUAUCCACCUCUUCCUAAUGGACACAGGCUUUUCUUGCAUGAUAUAAGACGGGUAGCUGUACGUGCAGCUGUUGCCAUGGGUGAGGAAGGCGAUAUGGUUUUGGUUACUGGAAAAGGCCAUGAAACAUACCAGAUAGAAGGUGAUAAAAAAGAGUUCUUUGAUGACCGUGAGGAGUGUAGAGAAGCAUUGCAGUAUGUUGAUGAGCUUCACCAAGCUGGAAUUGAUACGAGUGAAUUCCCAUGGCGGUUACCAGAAAGUCAUUGAUAUAGAAUCAGGAGUAGAGAAUUCUUGAGGCUGGUCUCAAGGCCGGGAACCAUUACAAGAGCAUUGAUCUCAUUAUAUUUGAGUAGUUCCUUUAAGAUUCAUUCAGCGAAGCUGAAAUCCUGGAACAUGUUGUUUCUCUUGGUUGACAUAAUGACAUAACCUGCAUUUGAAGGAAGUUGGAGGGCCCUUUCUCAGAAAGAGGACGGUUGCUGGGCCUUGCUGCUGCAGAACACUGGUGUAGUCCCUGAAUUGGGAUUGAGAUCACAAUUUUGUUAGAAUGGCGUAAAUGUAACUUUGGCUGGGAUACAAAAUUUAGUUUAGUUUAGUUUGAUUUGGUUUGGGAUAUAUGUAAGGUUGUAUUUUCUUGUAAAUUGAGCCUGUCACAGUGCAAAGUUGGAUCCUUUAAUUGAUUUAUCUCAAUGAGAAGAUUACUUGUCAAGCUUUCUUUCUGCAAUCA